UGAUAUUUGAUGUUGAUGUUGAAGUGUUUUGUCGGACUGACGUAAUUCUUUCACGCUUAUUUUCCAUUCUCAAAAAUCUUCAUCGCUACAUCCUCCCAAAGCAAGUCCACACCACGGCUAUACCUAUCCUAAAUCCGUAACCCUGCUUAGUCACCCUGCUUAGUUCCCUUUACCCACAAAGAAGAAGAGAAGAAGAAGAAAGACUGUCAUCAAAAGAAGUUGGACGCAAGAGCCAAGUUGCUACGCGCCCUAACCCACAACAACAACAACAACAACUGACCAUCAGCAUGGCUAGCUAGAAGGUGUGGUUGCGGUUUGUCAGGAGGUUCAAGCUAGCUUGAAGGCUGUGAUACCAUCAAGUAUUUGGAGAAAUGCAGGGCCAUGAAAAUGACUGUGAAAAUGAGAAGAAAUGGGGCUUUGAUCUUUCUCAACUCUACCUCUUGGCUGUCAAGUUUUACAAAGAGAAGGAGGGUAAGGCGCUGCAGCUCAGCUACGCUGCUCGGAUGGAGUUUGUGUCUCUCACCCAGCAGGUGGCUCACGGGCCAUGUCGGCCCGACACCCUGCCGCAACUGGGGGUACUGGACAUUGUCGGGCGCGACAGGAGGGAGGCCUGGCAGCGGCUGGGUGAUAUGAGCCGCCCAGACUCUAUGGUCCGCUACAUAGAGAUGCUGGACGCCGCCUGUCCGAUCUUCCGACCGUUCGCCGAGGCUCACAGAAGGGACCUGGAGGCUCAGGAGCGCAGAAGAGAGGAGGAAAGAGCAGCGGAGGAGCAGAGGAGGCAGGCAGACGAACGGGAGCGCCUUCAGAGGGAGCUGGAACUCAGUCGACAGGCAGAGACCAAGAGGCGCAUUCAGGACGGUCUCAACCGUCAGACGUACGGACAGUUCCGUGUCUACGCCUCCCAGCAGUACCCGGGAAACCCCGAACAGCAAGCGGUUUUGAUACGGAAGCUGCAGCAGCAGCACUAUCAGCAGUACAUGCAGCAGCUGUACCAGCACCAGCACCGCCAGCAGCAACAGCAGCAGGAACGUCAACAGCAACAACAGCAGGAACAGCAGCAGCAGGCCGCGGACCCCGUGACAGCCUCCGAUCGAGUCCCAGACGGGGACAGUAUGUCGCCUGACGGGCAGAGAAGACUGGACGCAGAAAGCACCACCCAUGUCCCACAACUUACAUCUCCGUCGGAAACAGAUGCUUCAGAUGACAGCGGUCAACUGAAAGACGAUGACAUCCGCCGGCUGGCUGAGGCCAAGAUGUGGAUUCGCGGCGACCUGGAGCAGUUUAAGGCGACCAUACGCUCGGAACGGACCAGAGGGGUGCAGACCGUCGGACAGGGACAGGUGGUCACGGUACGAGUCCCCGCGCGCGCAGACGGCACCUGUCUGUUCUGGGAGUUCGCCACCGACGGGUUCGACCUGGGCUUCGGCGUCUGGUUCGAGUGGGGGCCCACGACGCAGUACGAGGUCACUGUGGAGGUCAGCGAAGGAGCUGACGAAGAACAACCGCCGGGGGAAGAGGGAGCCGUGUCGUCGCCGGGACAGGUAGCGGAGAACCACACCGCCCGGACCAGCUGCGUGGUACCCGUGUACCGGCGCGACUGUCACCUGCACGUCUACGCCGGCUCACACCGGUUCCCCGCCCACGAGAGUGACGCUAUGGGUGUGGACGUCGCUCCGGCCGGCACGCUCCAGCGUCUGGCCUCGCUGUGGGGCUGUGACGUCACCUCGGCCGAGAUGGCCCAGCAGCUGGACCAACACGACAAGCUGGCCUCCUUCCGCAACCAGUUCCAGCUGCCCAAGAUGGCCACUCUGCCUGGAGUGGACCUGAAUAUGAUCGACCCGAGCGAUGAGGUGAUCUACAUGAACGGCAACUCGCUGGGCCUGAUGCCCAGGAGGACCACCUGGUACUGUGAGAAGAUUCUACAGCAGUGGGGAGACAUGGGCCACGAGACUCACUUUGAAGGUCUGUUGCCGGCGGCCAAAUGUGACCUGGAGGUGACGGAAUCGCACGCGCGGCUGGUCGGCGGCUGCCUGGACGAGGUGGCUGUUAUGAACGGCCUUACGGUGAACCUCCACCUGCUUCUGACUGCCUUCUACCACCCUACGCCGCUGCGACACAAGAUCCUCAUCGAGGACAGGGCUUUUCCCAGCGACAAGUACGCCGUAAGGUCGCAGGUGCGUCGUCAUGGUUACGACCCGGAUAAUUCAGUGCUCCUCCUGAAACGCCGCCCUGGUGAGGACAUCUUCCGCAUGGAGGAUGUCCUACGCACGAUCCGGGAGAACGCCUCCAGCAUCGCCGUGAUCAUGAUCGGCGGCGUGCAUUAUAUGACAGGUGGGCGACAGAGAAACAGGAAUAGGAUUGUAAAAGUAGGUGAUCGCUGCCUAGUCCCAACGUAACCUCGACGUAACCAUUUUAUAGGUAUUUGUUUUAUUUAUAACGCAAAUACCCCGAAACACAUUAAAACACAUAGUUCAACACGAA
Amphibalanus amphitrite is the source of this 2481-nucleotide messenger RNA. RefSeq names its product Golgi resident protein GCP60-like. NCBI's taxonomy places the organism in Eukaryota, Metazoa, Arthropoda, Thecostraca, Balanomorpha, Balanidae. Gene Ontology annotation, cellular component: Golgi membrane. Bases 372 to 2396 code for a protein of 674 amino acids. Gene Ontology annotation, molecular function: fatty-acyl-CoA binding. The transcript has 17 exons. The record is from RefSeq and is a predicted model, not a curated record.